Molecule: messenger RNA, 2698 nt
Organism: Coffea eugenioides
Lineage: Eukaryota; Viridiplantae; Streptophyta; Magnoliopsida; Gentianales; Rubiaceae
Product: transcription factor bHLH74
Exons: 8
Coding region: 1098-2387 (429 amino acids)
Biological process (GO): regulation of DNA-templated transcription
Cellular component (GO): nucleus
Molecular function (GO): DNA-binding transcription factor activity; protein dimerization activity
Source: RefSeq, a predicted model, not a curated record
UGGAACUUGAUGCUUCUUUUUUGCUGUGUUUGCAAGUACCCAGUUGGUGAAUUUCGGUCUCAAGUAUUUUUGUAGCAUUUAAGCAAGCAUUUGAUGCUCUUAAUGGGGUACCAUCAAGUACCCAAUAUUGGGGGACUGUUCUGAUACCCUGCAAAUUUUUCUGCCCCUCUCUAUUAUUCAAAGUAGAAUUUUGUGCUUUUUGGUCAUUUUUAGCUACCUGUCUCAGAAUAUGUUAAAAGGGUCUCAGCAAUUGUUCUCCUCUUGGAUUCUUGUGGGGUUUCAUUGAAUUUGAGUAUUUCCUUCAAAGCUUCAACCUUCUUCAACAACUGGUACAUGUUACGAUCUUAAAUAUGGCUUUCUUGCCUAAGACCAUUUCAUUGACUUAUUUAAUGCUAUGUGUUUAAGGUGAUCAUGCCCAAGAUACUUAAACCUUGUUAAUUAAGUAGUGUCUUGCAAAACUGGCCUUUCGUUUCAUUAGAGUCCUGAGUGUGGUGAAUGUUGGGAGUAUUAUGCUUAUUUAGACUGAGAAGAAAAGGAGAAACAAAAGGGAAUCUGCUUUCUUUUCAUUAGUCUGGUGAGCUGUUACUUAGCCAUUGUCUUUCCUUUCUUCAUUGUCUACUUUAUGCUCUGAAAGGUUCAUACUUUCUUGUCUCCGUGAACUGCUUUUUCCACAUUACAGUAGACUUGAUCCUAGGGCUCUUGAAAGAAGAGUUAAGUAGCUGGUGCUCUGCUAAGAUUUUAUGCCUGCUACAUUGGAUUUCUCCUUUUCCUUUGUGUCUGUUGGAUGCGUCAAUAAGAGAUUUCUUUUGCUUUAUCAUAACAAAUAAGCCCCUCCUCUCAGACUCAGUCCUAUAAAGCUGCCAUUUUUAUUUGUUCCUUGUUGAGUCCUGCAAGAAAUUACCAGUCAUUUUUUGGUCAAACUUCUACUUUGCCUUUACUUAAGUGGUUUCUUUCUUCCUUAAAUAAGUACUACAACUAUCUAGUCUUGGUUUUUGGGGUUAACAGUUCAACCUGGGGAAGAAGCCUUUUUCAAGGUGCAUUGGUGAUUGAGUUCCACAGUUUUGGGCGGAGAUUUUCUUUUUUGUGGUGUUUGGGCCAUGAGUAGCACUGAGAAUACCACAGGUAAUAUGGGAUUCCAAGAGAGUGGGGGUGGUGGUGAUAGCAUAUUGAAUUGCCCUUCUUCUGGAAUGCACACAAAUUCAAUGUCUGACAAGGUUGCAGGAAUGGCAAUGUGUUCUGAGUCCAUGUUCAAGUCUUCAACCAGGGUAGACCCUUUCUAUGGGGGGACUGGAUGGGACCCACUUGUAUCACUGAAUCAUGCUGAGAAUUUUGGUGGCUCUUCAGUUGUUCCUCAUCACAAUGAGUUUGGAAAUUCACAUUACCCUGUUGGGCUGGAAAAUCAGGCGAUUAGUAGCACUUCCCAUCUGGUUCAUUAUGCAUCUGAUUCAGGUCUGGGUGAUAUGGUGCCAAAAUUAGCGUGCUUUGGCAGUGGAGCAUUCUCGGAAAUGGUCAAUUCUUUUGGACUUCCUGACUGUGGCCAGGUUACAGAAACGAGCUUUCAUCAAAAAUAUGCUCAAAAAAUGGGAGUUGGUGCUCAGGAGGAUUGCCAAAUUUCAGAAGAGAGAGCUUUGGGUGGUAAUGGAAAGAAGAAAAGAAAAGCAUCAGAUUUUCAAUCUCCAUUGAACCCCAAGAAGAAUAUUGAAGGAGAGCAGCAGAAAGACCUCUCUGCUAACAGUUCAGAAUGUUCCAAGGAGCAAGAUGAAAUGAAACAGAAAAUGGAGCAAAGUAAUAGCACAAAUUUGCGCGGUAAGCAAGCUUCAGGCAAACAAAUCAAGGAUAAUUCUAACAGUGGAGAACCUGCUAAAGACACUUACAUUCAUGUGAGGGCCAAGAGGGGCCAGGCCACUAAUAGUCACAGCCUUGCUGAAAGGGUGAGGAGAGAAAGGAUAAGCGAGAGGAUGAGAUUGCUUCAAGAACUUGUUCCGGGCUGCAAUAAGAUAACUGGCAAGGCUGUGAUGCUUGAUGAGAUUAUCAACUAUGUACAAUCCCUGCAACAGCAAGUGGAGUUUUUAUCAAUGAAACUGGCAACCGUGAAUCCAGAGCUAAACGUCGAUCUUGACCGGAUUUUUCAAAAAGAUAUUCUUCAUUCACGAGGCAGCAGUGCAGCUACUCUUGGAAUUGGACCAGGAUUGAACUCCUCUCAUCCAUUCCCAGGGUAUCCUCAGGGAUCUUUCCCAGGUAUCUCAGGUGCUGCCGCCCCGUUUCAUCCCGUGCCUCAGGCCGUCUGGGAUAACGAGCUCCAGAGCAUUUUGCAAAUGGGCUUCGAUUCUAGUCCCUCCAUCAACAAUCUAGGACCAAAUGCAGGGCGGUCGAAAUUGGAGCUAUAGAGCUGGGGAAAGUCUCGAGUUUUCCUUUGUCCAUCAGUAACUACAGCAUUCAAAUAUUGACUGCAGAUUUGAUUUCAAUACUGAAGCAAGAGAUAAUAGCUAAACAUUAUUCUUGGGAUUGUAUAGGUCGCAUCUCCUAACUGUUUCGUUCUUCGAAUUUUAGAGAAGAAAAUGACCUCUUAGAUUUACAAAAUCAUGUAAAUUCACAGCAAGACUUCAAUUGAUGAAGAUGAUUGUUUUGAUUGGUGUUCUUGUAGAAUAUGAUUUAUGUGUAGUUUCUCGAGAAUUUCGAGAAGAAAACGAUUUGCUAG